Molecule: messenger RNA, 1206 nt
Organism: Suillus subalutaceus
Lineage: Eukaryota; Fungi; Basidiomycota; Agaricomycetes; Boletales; Suillaceae
Product: SGF29 tudor-like domain-containing protein
Exons: 7
Coding region: 102-1115 (337 amino acids)
Cellular component (GO): SAGA complex
Source: RefSeq, a predicted model, not a curated record
UUUCCACAGCCUUUCGUUCCACUUCGUACGCUACAUAAACCCACUUAGAAAUACUCGCUAACAACUAUUUUCUGCGCCUCAUAUAGCUAAAGUCAGCGAAAAUGGAUAGAAGGCGUGUAUCACUGCGACCUGCAUCCACGGAAGAGGUAGAUUACUGGUCGCAUGCAUCUAAGUCAUUGGCAUCACUCUCCAAUAUUUAUGCCAACCCUAGCAGCCUCGAAACUAUCGGGCGUGUUAACAGAUUGAUCUCCGCGUGGCCGACCGAUGACGUCCUUCCAGCUGAAGGAUUUGAUAACUUGAAAACCAAUUACAAACGGUUGUCUGCAGCCUUGAAAGGAGUUCAACAGAUUAACAAUGAGGAAGUCAAGGCUAUUGACAGUGUUCUCGAAAAACUCGACGUUUUGAUAGCCCUUCGACAAGCACCAGAAUUACCCUCACAAGAGAAACGAAACAAGCGCCCAAGGCCUCCAUCACCUACUGCCACAGCUUCGUCGGUUACGCCACCCCUGAUGUCUGCCGCACGGCCGAUGACAACUCAAGCAACAUCUUCGCGGAGCUCGAUGGGCCCUUCUCCUGCUAUCCCAUUUUCGAGAGAGCCAAAGGCUCGCAGAGAAGCUCUUGCGAAGCAGCUGCCAUUACAAGAAGGGCGAAAAGUCGCGUUCCACCCACCUGUGGGAAAGACAGCUGACGGUAGUACGGCUGACGCCGAUGAAAACACAUGGAUCUUGGCCGUUAUCACAAAGUGUAUCAAUCAGGAUAAGAACCGAUAUGAAGUGCAAGAUGUUGAACCUCAAGAAGACGGACAGCCUGGACAAUGCUAUAACACAACCCUUCGAGCCAUUAUACCACUACCGGAUCCGAAUGCCCCUUCAUCAAGUGCUGCGCAUUUGAAUGCUUAUCAGGAAUUCCCUGCUGGUUCGACAGUCAUGGCGCUUUAUCCAGACACGAGCUGCUUUUACAGAGCUGAGGUUAUAUCCUCCCCGAAAGACGUGUCAGGACGCGGUAUGUCCACAAAGACCAUUGCCACAUACAAGCUCAAGUUUGAAGAUGAUGAUGACCAAGAGCAUUCUGUCGCUGCACAGUGGGUUGUUGAGUGGCCCGGACGACUAUCAUGACUAUAUCACAUGUCGUGGCAUUAAGUAUCUCUAUUUACUAUAUUUUCUCGAAGGUCCACGAUGUUCCUAAGCAGAUCAACAGAGACCGGGU